UGUUUUUAGGGUUAGGAAAUCUUGUUUUCGGAAAUACUUAGAUUGCAGGUUAAGGAAAGUAGGGUUUAAUUAGAAAUCGGAAACCUAUUGUUUUUCCCCUAUAAAAGAUGCAAGUCUGUUGUAAGUGGUCUUAUUAUUUCUGUGUUUCAGUCUUCACUUUCGUCUCUCAUACCAACAUCUUAAUAAUUCGUUCACUCAGCCUCUGUUAGUAUUCGAUAGAUAUGUCUUUCCGAGCAAGGGGGUGUGUGAUUAACGAUCCAGUAGGUCAAAAGAGAUUGACCAACGUUGCGGUUGUUCGUCUAAAGAAGCAUGGAAUGCGGUUCGAGAUUGCUUGUUUCAAGAACAAAGUCCUGUCCUGGCGUUCUGGAAUAGAGAAAGAUAUAGAUGAAGUAUUGCAGUCGGUUACUGUUUACUCAAAUGUUUCUAAAGGAGUACUUGGCAAGUCCAAAGAUAUGAUUGCUGCCUUUCAAACGGACGACUUAUCAAAGAUUUGCAUUGAGAUUAUGCAGAAGGGAGAGCUUCAAGUUGCUGGGAAGGAAAGAGACUCUCAGUUAUCAAGUCAAUUUCGGGAUAUUGCAACCAUAGUCAUGCAGAAAACGAUCAAUCCAGAAACUAAACGUCCAUAUUCUAUUAGUAUGAUUGAGCAGCUUAUGCAUGGAAUUCACUUUGGUGUUGAUCCUCAUAGCACCUCAAAGAAACAGGCCUUAGAAGUUAUACGUGAGCUUCAGAAGCGGUAUCCCAUCAAAAGGGCCCCAAUGAGAUUACGGCUCAUCAUACCUGAAGAAAGUUCAUCUUCUCUUAUGGAAAAGCUCAAUGCAUGGAAUGCAGAUAUAGCAUCGAAAGAUGAAUCUGGAAAUCAGAUAUCUUUGGUCUGUGAGAUGGAGCCUAGUUUUUUCCGAGAAUGUGAUGCUUUGGUUAAGAGUCUCCAUGGAAGGUCAGAAAUGCUUGCCGUAUCAGUCCACUUUGAGAAGGAUACCAAUAUUGACCAUUACGAUGAUCACAAGGACGUCAUUGAACCAAGUCAUCAUCCUAUAACAUCAUCGAACGCUGCGGAUUUAGAUGAGAUCAAGUUAAGUGGGGGACUACAGAAACAGUCGAUUUCCACAAGAAAUAAUGGGGCUGAUAAGAGAAGUGCUGGAGUCGAAGCAGUAGAGGUGAAACAAAGCAAAUGUAGUACCUGCAAUGUGUUCGUGGGGGAUGCUAAGCAAUACCGUGAACACUUAAAGAGUGAAUGGCAUAAGCAUAAUCUGAGGCGAAAGACAAGGCAACUCCCCCCUCUCACUGCUGACGAAUGCUUGGAAGAUAUGGACAUGCGUGAUGCGAAGUCAGAUUUGAAAGAGUACACAUUUUAAUAUCUGCUGUAGAACUUGUUGUUUACAAUUGAUAUGUUGUUGAGAAAGGCGGUGAAACUUAG
Molecule: messenger RNA, 1414 nt
Organism: Papaver somniferum (opium poppy)
Lineage: Eukaryota; Viridiplantae; Streptophyta; Magnoliopsida; Ranunculales; Papaveraceae
Product: ribosome maturation protein SBDS-like
Exons: 5
Coding region: 222-1352 (376 amino acids)
Biological process (GO): ribosome biogenesis; cytosolic ribosome assembly
Molecular function (GO): nucleic acid binding; zinc ion binding
Source: RefSeq, a predicted model, not a curated record